Dreissena polymorpha is the source of this 1003-nucleotide messenger RNA. RefSeq names its product kielin/chordin-like protein. The transcript has 6 exons. Lineage: Eukaryota; Metazoa; Mollusca; Bivalvia; Myida; Dreissenidae. Gene Ontology annotation, molecular function: protein binding; peptidase inhibitor activity. The coding region runs from base 161 to 928 and encodes 255 amino acids. Gene Ontology annotation, cellular component: extracellular region. The record is from RefSeq and is a predicted model, not a curated record.
AAAACAUUUUAGCCGCUACGUUUGAUAUUAGCUUUCCUCAGAAAAAAGAUAAACACGUUUGAGUAAUUCAUAGAAAUAACAUUUUGUCAUUGUUUAAACAUUCAUCCAAAUUUAUUCUAUAUGUUUCGUUAUUAGGUCUAUAUCCGUGAAUCGUCAAACCAUGGAUACCGUUCAUUAUUUUGCAUUUAUUUUCUGUGUGAUUUGUGUUGUUUCGGCUGUAGAAAACGUAAACAGCGUUCUUCCCCUGGAUUGUGCCUUUGUUCAAUGCGCUGCCCCCCAAUGCGCUGACUCAUUCACCCCACCAGGAAAAUGCUGUCCGGUUUGCAAAGACAAUAUGAAACAAGGCCAGUGCCCUGAUGCACGGCCGCCAAAGGGAAUAAGUACCAUCUGUCUAGUAGGGUGCCAAGGUGACGAUUCAUGCCCAGGCGAACAGAAGUGUUGUAGAUACGGAUGUCAAAUCUCGUGCACAAAUCCAGUUGGAAAGUCAUGCAAUUAUAAGGGAAGAGUCUACAAAGACGGUGCACAGUUCAAGGACAAAUGCAAUACUUGUCGAUGUAUCAACGGUGCCGUACCGUGUACAAAGAUUGGUUGCCAAGGGAAAACGGGGGUAUGUCCAGCGCCUCGAGGUUUUGGGAUCUGCAUUCAUAAGUGCAGUUCCGAUUAUGAUUGUCCAGAUGUACAGAAAUGUUGUUCCAACGGUUGCGGCAAAGUCUGCUUGAAACCCACGCAAUCCGGAUGUCUGGUGAACGGCGUGAACUACAAUGAAGGUGCCACUGUACCAUCAAAGAAGGCUAACCCCUGCGAAUCGUGCACCUGUCAAAACGGGUCUGUCCAGUGCGAGAUGAUGGCAUGUCCGGCCUGCGUAGGCUACACACCAUCUGGUCAGUGCUGCCCAAUAUGCGGAUCUUGGCCUCACGACAUACAAUAACGUCAAUCGGAUUAAAAACGAACGCAUCCUUACAUUUGAAUUACAUGUACGUUUGUAAUAAAAUUAAGUCAUUUA